AUGGGUGUGAUAACUUUAAACGUAGUUUGGUCACGACAAGGAGACGAACAAUCCCAACUAAAGAAGGCAAUGCAAUUCGAAUCGACUACUCUCGUUUUCGAUGCGUGUAAAAUUAUCCGAGAAAAAGUGUCCGGAAAUAACAUUAACCCUAAGGAAUAUGGUCUGUUUCGGCUCGAGGAAGACCCAACGAAAUGUGUUUGGAUGGAGAAUGGUCGAACUUUAGAAUAUUAUUUAGUUCGCAGCGGAGACACAGUUGAAUACAAAAAGAAAAUUCGGCCGCUAAAAGUAAGAAUGUUGGAUGGUGCUGUGAAAACAGUAAUGGUAGAUGAAAGUCAGCCAAUGGGUGAAAUCAUGGUCGUUGUAUGUUCCAAAAUCGGUAUCAGCAAUCAUGAAGAAUAUUCCAUGGUGCGGCAGUCUUUGGAUCAAGACUGGCGUUCAACAGUUAUGCUAAAGGAAGAAAGGAGAGGGAAAAGCGAAGAACGUGGUCUCGGUUUCGGCACACUUGGACGAAAUAAGGAAAAAAAAAUGGAGCAACUGCGAGCUAAAUUGCAUACUGAUGAAGAGUUGCUAUGGCUUGAUCAUGGUAAAACUCUGCGUGAACAAUCGCUGAACUUGCUAUAUGAGCAAUGCAAAAUGGGAGUCUUACAAGGAAAUCACCCAGUCACACGCGAUAUGGCUUGCAACCUGGCCGCUUUGCAAUGUCAAAUACAGUACGGUGAUCUUCAGGAACAUCGGCAGAGGGCUAACUUUUUAGAUUUCCGCGAAAUCUUACCAAAGGAAUAUGUAAAGUCGAAGGAUAACGAAAAGCGCGUAAUGGAUGCUUAUCGUGAAUUAGCUGGAAAAAAUGAACUGGAUGCGAAGAGCAAAUAUGUCCACUUGUGCCGUUCUUUGCUUACUUAUGGCGUGACAUUUUUUGUGGUGAAGGAGAAAAUGAAGGGUAAGAACAAGUUGGUACCACGAUUAUUGGGUGUAAAUAAAGAAUGUGUGAUGAGGAUGGAUGAGAAAACCAAAGAAGUGCUCCAAGAAUGGCCACUGGAACAAGUAAGACGAUGGGCUGCUUCACCUAAAACAUUUACAUUGGAUUUCGGUGACUAUCAAGAUGGUUACUAUUCCGUACAAACGGCGGAUGGUGAAAAAAUUGCGCAGCUGAUUGCUGGUUACAUUGACAUCAUUUUGAGAAAGAAGCGAACUUGUGAUCACGUUGGCAUAGAGGGUGAUGAAGGUUCAACAAUGUUGGAAGAUGUCGUGGCGCCGGCUCGUGCUACACUGGUCGCACAUGGGCAGAUUGGCGAAGGAUUUGCACACGAAGGCAAUGUUGCUAUUCCAGGUGUUUUACGAACUCCCGGUGGUUUAGUUCCUGGGCAGAGGGGAAUUCUGAAUGGCGCACAGUAUGGUGCCGUAAGCGGACAGAUCCUUCAGCAACAACUUACAAAAGGUCAGCGCCCACGUAUAGUCGAUUCACAGGAACGCUCUCAGCGAGCUCUAAUUGGUACAAUUGAAGCAUCAAUACGUGCUGUUGAAGCUGCGGAAGAAGAAAUGAAGAAGCCUGUAGAGAUCCAGAUACCACGAUUCAGCGAUGAUCCCACUUCACGGCGUUGGAUUGAAACUAAAGUAGAGGUCGAAAAACAAAAGGUGGGCGACCAAUUGGCGCAGAUGGGCGCUGCUACGGCUCAAGUUGUACAGCUGACAGCAGUUACAGACGAAGUGGAUUCGAAAGUUGGUACAGCGAUAGCUACCAUUGGAUCGAAUAUGCCCGAAAUGGGUCGCGGAGUACGUGAAUUAGCUGCCUUGAUGCCUGACGAACAACGGCGUGGUGAUUUGGUAGAUGCUGCUCGAAAGUUGUGUGGUGCUUUUUCUGAUUUCUUAAAUACAGUCAAUCCGGAGCAUGAAGAGAAACGAACAACUGUACUUGCUGCUGCUGGACGUGUUGGCGAUUUCUCACAAGCUGUUAUAAACACCUUAGAUGAACCAACUAGUGAAGUGAGAACAUUCCACGAUCGUUUGGUGCAGCGUGCAAAAAAUGUGGCCACUUCCACGGCGCAACUCGUACUUCGGGCUAAAACUAUAUCUGCUGAAUGCGAAGAACCAGCACUGCAAGACAAAGUGAUUCAUUCUGCUACUCAGUGCGCUUAUGCUACUUCUCAAUUGGUAGCUUGUGCUCGAGUCGUCGCGCCAACUAUCGAUUCUCCUGCGUGUCAGGAACAAUUAACAUCUGCUGCGAAACAGGUGGCUCAUGCAGUGGAGGACCUAUUAGUAAAUGCACAUGAUGCAUGCUCGCGAACCACUGGUGAUGGAAAGAAAUCCUUUACUGAUAUUCAUGAAGCUUCUCGACAGGUGACAGCAGCAUUGGAUGAUUUACUUUUGCAUGUGAAAACUUCACCGAAGUUAAUUCGUACAACGCAAGAAAAUUAUGAAUACGAACAAAUUUUAAAUCAAUCCAGAAAGAUUAUUACAUAUCAGGGGCCAACGGAAGAUAUGGUGCGGCAAGGUGAGAGUGCAAUACGCCAUAGUCGCUUAUUAGUUGAGCAGAUGGAAGCAGAAGCGGAUCGCGCACCGGAGCGUCGUGAUCGCUUACUCGAUGCAGCUCGUUCAGUAGCACAGGCUACCAGCCGAAUGAUCGAUGCUACGAAAGAAUGUCAAGUGCAUCCACAGGCAGCUGAGUCGCAAGUAGCGUUACGCGAUGCUGCUGAAAAGCUGGUAACGGUCACCAGCGAAGCAACCAGUGAGGAACAGUCUAAGAGAAUCAUGGGACAUCUCGAACAGGCUGCAAAACAAGCGGCAGCCGCGGCGACGCAAACUAUAGCAGCAGCGAAUGCUUGUCAGCCAUAUAUUCAAUCGAAAACAGUAACGGAGACAUUAAUCAUCGAAUGUACAGAAACAGCAGAACGAGUACCACCCCUCAUUGCAUCCAUCCGCGAAAGUCAGGCUGCUAGAUCUCCUAAUGGAAAAUUUCGUGCUCAAAGCAGUUUGAUUCGUGAUACGACACAGGUAUUGCGCCCGGCCACUCGACUAGUUGAAGUUGCACGUCAGACAGUGCCUUCAGUUCCGGAACAACAUGUGGCUGUUCAUCUGCAAUCUGCUAGUCAACAACUCUCUACCCAAUUGGCAGAAUUGCGAGUUGCUCUGAAUAAUGCCAAGCAGCUGAAUUUUGAAAUGCAAUUGGCUCAUUCCGAAGAUCUGAUUCGGGAACUAGAUAAUGAGCUUAUUGAAAUUGGUCGUGCCGCUCAAAACAGACAGCUUAUCGCGGUGCCUGGAGAGUCAGCCGAAACCGCGAGUUCUAAGCUAGCUAGUGCUGCUAGACAGAUUGGUUCGACAUUAACUCAAAUGGUAAGUGCAGCAGCAAGCGGUGAUCGUCAACAUGUUGGUGCAAGUGCGGUCGAAGCAGCACAGUCGUUGCGAAAAUUCGCAUCUGCUGUUCAUGGCGUUUGUUCGACAAGGAAAGAUACACCUGUUGAUAGGUUCAUUGUCUCAGCACGCUCAGUAGUUCACGAUUCAGGACGUGUGUUUGAUAAGGUACGUGAACAAGCAGCAUCUCAGCAACUUAAUGAUGCUACAAAACAAGUUGCAAUUUCGCUGCGACAGUGUUUGUCAUGUUUGCCGGAUACGCAGCAUGUUGAAAGAGCUGUUAGCCAAAUCAAAUCUUUCAAAGCACCAGAAGUAGCAUCUGUCUUGGAUCUCCGUGGUUCAGCUUCACGACUUAUCGAAGCUUGUUCACAGCUAGCAGUAAGCUUGCAAGCACCACAGGAAACAGCAGCUGUCGAUGUAUUCGUUCGAUCUUAUACUGAUUUCCACACUGCUGUUACGCAAGCCAUCAAACAACAGCAGGAUGGGGUGCAACGACAACAGUGUGUAUCUUACCUAGAAACAGUCCGAAAAGAAGCAGUGAAUGUAGUGUGGCGCACCCAUACUGCUUCAAUGGAUGCCGCCAAUGCAUCAGCUCUACAACUACUCUCUCAGUCCACCCGAUCACUUACUGAAUCCGUAAAUGCUAUCGUUGAAAAUGUAAGUCGCGAGACUCCUUGGCAGCGUGAGUGUGACGCAGCAUUACGACAGAUAAAGUCCAUACGACAUAUACUGGACCGGGCCAACUUGCCGGUCAAUAGUGAAGGUUAUUACGAAAGUUUGGAUUCUGUGACUGAGCAAGCGAAGCGAUUGGGUGAGGGUAUGACUGGAAUAGCACGACAUGCAAGAAAUCAGGAUACUUAUUCACUUUGCGAAAGUGUUCACAUUGCUGCUGGUGCAAUCUGUGGUCUUGCUGAGGGAGCUACUCAGAGUGCCUAUUUGAUUGGUGUUGCUGAUGCAAAGAGUCAACCUGGACAUCCGGCUAUCAUCGAUACAUCAAAAUGUCAUCGUUCAAUUGAAAUUGUCAAACAAAUCUGUGAACGUAUUGAACACAUGGAAUAUACCCAGCAGCAAAUUCUUGAUGAUGCUACGGUUAUUGCCAAACAUACUUCAACACUGGCUAAUUUAUGCCGUGAAGCAUCAGAACGGGCAUCAAAUGUAAACUUGAAGAAGCAGUUUAUCAAUUGUGCUCGAGAAGUUGCAUCAUCUACAGCCUCUUUGAUAACUGCUGUGAAACAAUUAGAUAGCUCAUUCACAGAGAAGAACCAGCGAGAAUGUACGGAGGCAGCACGAUCUUUGUAUACAGCAGCUCAACAACUAGAAAUAUUCGUAGAUAAUCCGGAUUUCGCAGCAGUGCCUGCCAAGAUAUCUACAGCGGGUGAAACUGCCCAGAAGACCAUUCUGUUGUCUGGCAAAGAAAUGUUAGAUGCCAGCUACGAAAUGAUCAUAACUGCUAAGCAGCUUGCUGUGUCGCCAGCGGAUGCGUCAACUUGGCAGUGCCUUGCUGAUCAUUCAAAAGUAGUUAGUGAGAGUAUCAAACGUUUGGUGACUUCUAUCCGGGAACAGGCACCUGGUCAGGUGGAUUUAGAUGCUGCAAUAGUCCAACUUCAACAGAUGAUUCAGCAGAUCGAUCGAGCGUCAAUGGAUGCUCUUCAAGACCAACUACCGCGCGGUGUAAUCACUGAACAACGAGUUCAUCAGCAAAUUUUGCAUGCUUGCCAGUCUCUUUAUGACAGAAUUGAACCAUUACGUGAAGCAACAACUGGACACAGUGAAGAACUUGGACAUCGUGUACAUGAACAUAUGGAAGCAAUAGAGCCAUUAGUACAAUCUUCUAUUCAAGCGGCUUCGGUAACUUAUGACACAAAAUCACUAACAGCCAUAUUUGAACAAUGCAAAACUGUUGUUGAGGCAGAGCUACAGAUGCUUUAUGCGUGUAGAAAUGUCAGUGGAAAUCCAAAGGCUAGUAACUUGCAUGUAAUACUAAACGAUAGCGCUAGUCAACUGCGUGAUGCACUUACUGAAAUGCAACGCAAUAUAAAUCGUAUGGCAUCUGAAGCUGGUGUUAUUCUUGGCGUUGUAGAGAAUAUAUCUAGGUCGAUAGCUCUCACUGAUGAGGCCACUUCACAAACAAUCACUGGAACAUUCACAGAUGCACAAACGCGUAUGAUAAAUACGUUGGAGGAAAUAUCACGCCUAGCUACUGAUAUGCCUCUUAAGCCUCCAGAAUCGUUGGGAUCGUUGGCGUUGCGGUUCUCUGAACGCUAUUCGGAUCUGGCCAUCGAUUCACGCCUUGCAAUUGGAACAUUAUCUUCUCCAAAUCUAGCGCAGAAAUUGCGAGUAGCGGUGCAGAAAUUGGGUACUGCAUGCAUCGAAGAGGUUAAAAUAGCUGGACAGCGCCGCACUCACCCAGCUGAUCAGCGUGUACUAGAUGAUUUGUCUCGUGGAUCACAAACGGUGGUAGAAAGAGUACAGGAAGUCCUUGCAGCGCUACAUGAGGGCUCACGUGGCACGCAAGCAUGCAUUAAUGCUGCCAAUACUGUAUCUGGUAUCAUUGGAGAUCUUGAUACAACGAUUAUGUUCGCCACUGCUGGAUCGUUGAAUCCACAAAGAGAUUCUGAAAAAUUUGGAGACCAUAGGGAAGCAAUCCUAAAAACUGCGAAAGCGUUAGUAGAGGAUACGAAGGCGCUUGUGGCAGGUGCAGCAUCAAAUCAGGAGCAACUAGCAGUUGCAGCACAGAAUGCUGUGCGUACUAUUGUCAAUUUGUCGGAUGCGGUUAAAAAUGGUGCUGUUUCAUUGUCCUCCGAUAAUGCUGAAGCUCAGGUUAUGGUCAUCCAUGCAGUUCGUGAUGUCGCAGCUGCCCUUUCGAAUUUAAUUCAAGCUACAAAAAAUGCUUCGGGCCGAUCGUUGCAUGAUCCUGCUAUGGGAUAUCUCAAAGAAGCGGCCAAAAUUAUGGUAACAAACGUAACAUCGCUGCUUAAAACUGUGAAAACAAUCGAAGAUGAGCAUCAGCGUGGUACAAGAGCACUAGAAGCAGCUACUGAAGCUAUUGGUCAGGAAAUUAGUCUUUAUGAUAGUGGUGAAGCACCUUCAAGAGGAGGAGCCACAGCAGAAGAUCUUAUUCGAUCAACAAAACAGCUGACUGCAGCAACAGCUCGUGCAGCAGCAGCAGCACAAACACUACAACAGAGUGAUAUUAUUGCAGCAGCUAAUAUUGCCCGGCAAUCUGUAUGUGAUUUGUUAGCUACCACCCGUGCCGCUGCUCUGUCUGCUGAUUCCGCCGAUGCUAGAUACCGUACAUUAGACUGUGGACGUGAAGUGGCUGUUCAGGUACGCUCACUCUUGAUAACUCUUCAAGCGCUGAUUAUACGACGAGAUGAUCCCCACGCUCGGGAUGCUUUGCUGGAAGCAUCUAGACGAAUUGCGAAAGUGGUUGGUGAACUUGUGAGUUGUGGUGAAUUACUGAAGGGUAAUUCUUGGACUGACCCAUCGGAUCCAACAGCAGUUGCAGAAAAUGAGCUCAUCGGCGCGGCAAACUCUAUCGAAGCAGCAGCUGUGAAACUCUCCCAGCUUAGACCACGUCAGACUCAGAAAGUAGACGACUCACUAACAUUCGAUGAGCAAAUUCUGGCUGCAGCGAAAUCAAUUGCAACUGCCGUACAGACCCUUGUGAAAGCAGCAUCUGCAGCACAGCGUGAGUUGGUCGCUCAAGGAAGACUGGAAGCUCACCCAGCAUUUGCAACAGACGAUUACCAGUGGUCGGAAGGACUGAUCUCAGCAUCUCGACUUGUUGCAGCAGCCGUUCAUCAGCUUUGCGAAGCAGCUAAUGCACUUGUACAAGGGCAUUCUUCUGAAGAGAAACUUAUUUCGGCUGCAAAACAGGUAGCCUCUUCAACUGCUCAUCUUUUGGUGGCGUGUAAGGUAAAGUCAGACUUAGAUAGUCGUGCGAUGCAGAGGUUGCAAAGUGCGGGACAUGCUGUAAAGACAGCUACGGAACAUUUGGUAAUGGCGGCUCGUUCAGCGAUACAUGAGGAUGAGCGUACUUUAAUCAUUUCACAGCGCAUGGUUUCAGGUAUUGCGCAGGUGAUGGACGCCCAGGAACAAGUUCUUCGUAAAGAACGUGAACUGAUUGAAGCGCGGGGGAAAUUAGCAGCGUUGAAUAAGGCUCGAUAUGAACGUGGUAUGUCUCCCAACGCUGAUCGUUAA
Molecule: messenger RNA, 7548 nt
Organism: Loa loa (African eye worm)
Lineage: Eukaryota; Metazoa; Nematoda; Chromadorea; Rhabditida; Onchocercidae
Product: talin 1
Exons: 41
Coding region: 1-7548 (2515 amino acids)
Biological process (GO): cell-cell adhesion
Cellular component (GO): cytoskeleton; focal adhesion; ruffle
Molecular function (GO): actin filament binding; integrin binding; structural constituent of cytoskeleton
Source: RefSeq, a predicted model, not a curated record